AUGGAACUGGAGAUUUAUACAAACAUGCAACUGACAACAUACUGGGAACUAGUCAGCCUACCUACUCAGAAUAUAACAAGUAAAACUCGCGACGAAGAGAAAUCUGAUGAAUCUGGAAAAUCCAAAAAUUGUGAACAAAUUGGUCCGACCCCCAAAUUGGACGGGCCAUUGGAAACCCUGUCACAUGUUCAUACUAAUACAAAGCCAGUGCCAAAUUUAAAAAUCAACUGUAGAGAUGAAAGAUUUAUUUGCCUGCAGUGUGGCAAGAACUUGAAAAGGGGAUAUAAGUUAAAUGUGCAUAUGAGGACUCAUACUGGGGAGAAACCACAUGCUUGA
Messenger RNA from Styela clava, 336 nucleotides. Lineage: Eukaryota; Metazoa; Chordata; Ascidiacea; Stolidobranchia; Styelidae. The record is from RefSeq and is a predicted model, not a curated record.